Danio rerio (zebrafish) is the source of this 3063-nucleotide messenger RNA. The record is from RefSeq and is a predicted model, not a curated record. NCBI's taxonomy places the organism in Eukaryota, Metazoa, Chordata, Actinopteri, Cypriniformes, Danionidae.
CUAUUGGUCCAGCAGCAUAACGCCAUGGGGGGCGGAUUCUCAUUGGGCGACAGCAGCUUAAUCCGAAAGCUCACCGUUUUAUAACAUCUACAGCCUAAGCGUUUAUUCAUGGAUUUACGGAGGGAGAGACAAUGCACGCGAAUGUGAAAGGCAAUGCCAGAACUGUGGGAAAUGGAGGAGUGCUCUGUAUCCUCAGUAGCGUGACAACUCAAGAUCUCAGACCCUUGUAGACCACUGAGGAAUCAGAAUUAAGCUUUCCAAGAUCUGUAUGACUUCAGUUUAAACUCAAAGAAACCCCAAAGAGUUCUCCUCACCCAGAGGCUGUCAACACAUCAUCCAGCAAGAAAUUAAUAAUAAUCAGAAUUUCUAGUGGAAAAGUUUUGUUUUCUUAUCCUUCAUCAAUUCUGUCCCAGCGCCCCUGUUGGGGCCAUGCCCCACCUGUUGAACAAUGACACUUCCUUCAGCUCCAAGCAAGAGCUUCUGGUCCUACAUAACAGCCCAUUGGGACCCAGUCCAGACACUCCCAGUCCUGUGGAGUCCCAGGGCUCUGGUUCAGGCAGCCCGUCUGGAGAUGCCCACACUCCACUCCACAAUACAGGCAAAUUAGGAUUGGAGCUCACAGAUCCCCCAAAUGGGUUGAAGUUUGUCCCAACAGACUCUGAGAAUCUGUGUGGAUGGGGAGCACUGACCCCGCGGUGUAUCCAAACAUUCAACACCCCACGAUGGGUUCUGUUCUUCCUCUGUGUGGCCUCCUUCCUCCAGGGCAUGAUCAUCAACGGCUUCAUCAACACCGUCAUCACCUCAAUCGAAAGACGUUUUGACCUGCGCAGCUACCAGGCAGGACUGAUUGCAAGCUCCUAUGACAUUGCUGCUUGUUUGUGCCUGACAUUUGUGAGCUACUUUGGUGGUACUGGUCAUAAACCUCGAUGGCUGGGUUGGGGUGUGCUCGUCAUGGCUCUGGGCUCUCUGGUCUUUGCCCUGCCCCAUUUCACCACACCAGCCUAUCAGGUGAGAGUUCCAGAGCGCAUGGGACUGUGCUCAGAAAAUCACACAGAGACGUGCGUUGGCGAGGAAGGCGGGCUCUCGGCAUACCGCUAUGUGUUUAUGCUGGGACAGUUUCUUCAUGGUGUUGGGGCAACCCCACUAUACACCCUUGGGGUCACAUACCUUGAUGAGAACGUCAAGUCAAACUACGCACCAGUAUAUAUAGGGAUCUUCUACACAGCCGCCAUCGUAGGACCUGCGGCCGGAUACCUGCUGGGUGGAUUCUUUCUCAACAUUUACACUGAGAUUGGCCAAACGACAGAACUGACACCUGAAAACCCGUUGUGGGUUGGAGCUUGGUGGAUUGGUUUCCUGGCAGGAGGAGCGGCAGCUCUGCUUAUCGCUCUGCCUAUUCUGGGUUACCCACGGCAGCUGCCAGGCUCUCAGCGGUAUGUGGCUAUGCGCGUCUCAGAGGCUCACCAGCUAAAGGACGGCAGUCAGGUCACAGCAUCUGAUCCUCAAUUUGGAAAAACUGUAAAAGACAUGCCCAGGUCAAUGCUGCUUCUACUAAAGAACCCUACCUUCAUCUUUCUGUGUCUUGCUGGUGCUACGGAGGCCACGCUGAUAGCUGGGAUGUCCACAUUUGGCCCCAAAUUUCUUGAGUCUCAGUUUAGUCUGAGUGCUUCAGAGGCAGCAACCUGGUUUGGGUAUAUGGUAGUGCCAGCUGGUGGAGGUGGCACCUUUCUGGGUGGCUUCAUUAUAAAGAAGCUGAAUCUUCGCUGUCGUGGGAUCAUCCGUUUCUGCAUGCUGUGUGCACUGGUCAGUCUGAUGGCUAUCUUUAUCUUUUUGGUGCACUGUCCUAAUGUGCCUAUGGCUGGAGUAACCAUCUCAUACUACAGCAACGUAACACACAACCACAACAGCGCCCUCUACCUGCAGAAAGACAAACACAACAGCAGCUUCUCAGAUCUGAGCAACCUGACCGUAGCCUGUAACAUUGGAUGUCACUGUCUAGAGGAGUCAUUUAACCCUGUGUGUGGUGCAGAUGGAGUGAUGUAUUUCUCUCCCUGUCAUGCCGGCUGCAGUUCCCUCAACCACACAUUCGGUCCGAGAGGCAGACAGGUGUUCUCUGGCUGCAGCUGUGUGGCUGGGAAUAUAUCAUGGGGAGAGCAGGGUUUUGCUGAAGAAGGGAGAUGUGUGUCGUCCUGCAAUCACAUGCCAGCCUUCCUCACCUUCCUCUUCAUCCUCAUCCUUUUCACUUUCCUCUGCAGCAUCCCUGCACUUACUGCCACACUGAGGUGUGUUCCUGACAGUCAGAGAUCAUUUGGACUGGGAAUCCAGUGGAUCGUGGUCAGGACUCUGGGUGGGAUCCCAGGCCCCAUAGCGUUCGGCUCUGUGAUCGACAUCUCCUGCCUGCUGUGGGAGGAGCAGUGUGGGGAAUACGGCUCCUGUUACCUGUACCACAACUCAGCCAUGAGUCAGUACUCGCUCGUCGCCGGCAUCAUCUACAAGGUUUUAGGCACUUUUUUCUUCUUGCUGGCCACCCUGCUUUACAAGCCGCCCCCUGAGUCUCCUCAGAGCAGCUGUGAGAGCACAGAUGUAGGAGAGAGCAAAGACCUCCCCAUCAAAGACCACCCUGCAGAAAUCAUCUCCAACCCACACGCUAAAUUAUGACCCUAGUGCACAUCUACACUGACAACUCACCUCAGAGAAUGUGUGUAAGGAUGAGAAUGAGUGUAAGGUCAAACACCAUCACUGUGCCCUGUCUUUCUUACUGGACAUCCUUGCCAACAUGCACUUGCGAUUCAUAUAUAGUCUUAGAACUGAAACUAGAUCAACCUUGAGAGGGAAAGCCUCCGUCACAAUGAUAGACCAAAGGUCAGCGGUGAAACACACUGUAUAUUACAGUGUCCUUGUUACAGUGCAAUUGUAUAUUUGAGGGGAUAGUUCACCCUAAAUUAAACAUUCUGUCAUUUACCCACCCUCCACUUGUUCCAAAUGUGUUGCUUUCUUCUUUGCGGUAAACAUAAAAAGAUGAUAUUUUGAAGAAUGCUUAAAAUCAGCAGCUAUUGACUUCCA